Amoebophrya sp. A120 is the source of this 2954-nucleotide messenger RNA. NCBI's taxonomy places the organism in Eukaryota, Dinophyceae, Syndiniales, Amoebophryaceae. The record is from the annotation of a GenBank genome assembly.
AGCGUCUCACGCGAGGAUCUUUCCUCGUCCCCACCCCCCUUGCCCUUUUUCCUAGUAGCACAUGCAUCGCAUAAUAGAAAAAUGAGUAUCUACCGACCUCGCUAGUCACGCGCCACGCUUUUCUUGUCCUUGUUUCAAAAGAAGUAGUCUAAAUCACUUUGAUCGCCCUACAUCGUUCUUGCAUCCAGGUCGAGGAGACAUAGGGAAAAGAAAGAGAAACCAAACUAACCAGAACCAAAGAUGUAUCGUUUUCGUUGCCGCUUGUAAAAAAUACGAAUUUUCGUCGUCACUGCGACGGCUAACUCCACCUCAGUGCGGCCAGGGCGAAGCUAGUAGUAGUAACUUGCACGCUCGCCCACUAUGUGCGGCAUUUUCGCGUACAUCGGGAACAAUCCCGAGUUGUGCCGGAUGCUAAUCGAGGCGCUGCAGCGCUUGGAGUACCGUGGCUACGAUUCCGCCGGGAUUUGCAUCCACGACGGGAAAAAGGAUCUGCUCGUUGAAAAGUGCGCCGGCAAGGUGCAGAGCCUGAGGGACCUGUGCAAGUCGCAGGGUGAGCGGUUAGCGGGCACGGUUGGGAUCGCGCACACCCGGUGGGCCACGCACGGCAGGCCGAGCGACUACAAUUCCCACCCGCACACCAGCACGAGCGGAAGCGUCGCCGUCGUGCACAAUGGGAUCAUCGAGAACUACGCGGAGUUGAAAUCGGAUUUGCAAGAUAAGGGGUACGUGUUCAAAUCGGAUACGGACACGGAAGUGCUGGCGAUGCUUGUCGACGACAUGCGUGUGGAGCUCGAAGAAAAAGACCUCUCGACGGUGGUCAGCGCUGCUUUGGGUACAGACGAAUCACUACUUUGAAGAAAUUGAAUCUAUUGUACCGUUGGUUGAAUAAAAGCGUGUCGGAUCAAAGAGCAUCUUCACGUUUGAUAACAAGCACAGAAGAUAUCGGUGUUCGAUGAAAUACCAGGCCAGAAUUGACUCACAUCCUUCUACAUACCAGAUCUCUGCGUCGGCACCUUCGGCGCAGUCUUUCUCUUCAAGGACCGACCGGACGUUCUUGUCGGCGCGAGACGCGGGAGUCCGCUGAUUCUGGGUCUGGGCGAGGACGCGUCAAACCCACAGUUUUUCCUCGCCUCUGAUGCGUGCGCCAUUGUGCAGCACACCCGGAACGUGAUCUACAUCAACGACGGAGAAACCGUCGAGUGCAGCCGCGAGGGCUACAAGAUCCACGACUUGGUGAAGCUGGCCAAGAAGGCCCGGCAGAUCCACAAGCAGGGCUCUGCGUCCACGGAAGCGGGGAUCGACAACCCCAUCGUGCGGUUAGAAAUGAAGAUGGAGGAGAUCGAGAAGGGCGGGUUCGAACACUUUAUGUUGAAAGAGAUCCACGAUCAAAAAACCAGCCUGAUGAAUUGCAUGCGGGGACGGCUGAAGAAGAACGACCCGGAGAGCCCGACGGACGCCCCACCGACGCCGAGAAACCGAGCCAUCGGGGAAUACACGAUGACGCUCGGUAGCAGGGAGAGUUUUCUUCUUUCUGCGGCGUUCUUUUGGAUACUUUUAGUAUCUUCUGGAAAAGUGGUAGAUGUCGAAACAGCAUGAGUCUCAGAUCCUUUUGCUUCUGUGUUGACUGAUUUCAAAUUCAAUCAUUCAAACUUCAGGUGGUCUAGAGCACCAGUUGGAGAGCGGCGAAACCAUCGGCGAACGAAUGAUCAAUGCUGGCCGCAUCGUGAUGUGUGCGUGCGGUACCUCGUGGCACUCUGCGCUGAUUGGGGAGUACUUGUUCGAGCAGAUGGCACGCGUUCCGGUGGAGGUCGAAUACGCCUCGGAGUUUCGGUACCGCAGACCUCUGAUUCGAGAUAGCGACGUGAUCAUCGGAAUUUCCCAGUCUGGCGAGACGGCAGACACGUUGGAGGCGAUUCGCUUGGCCCAUGCGCACGGCGCAGCGACCUUUGGGAUAGUCAACGUCGUCGGGUCAACCAUCGCUAGGGAAACCGUUGCAGGUUCGUUGUUUAGACGCGCUUUAUGUGUAGUUUCCUUUGACUUCUGUUUGGUUUGGUGCGAGGAGAAAUUCUCGUGCAUGAGAUUGAAGUCAUCAUUUCAACCUAAGAACAGGUAUGUACAUCCACGCGGGCCCAGAGGUGGGAGUCGCUUCGACGAAAGCGUUCACUGGGCAGGUUCUCUCCCUCUUUCUAAUCGCCCUGUACCUGGCAAAGUUGAGUGGAUCCCUGUGCGACUCCGACUUCCAGCGACUCGCGGAGGAGUGUUUGGCGAUGCCGGAAACGGUUUCGAAUAUCAUCACGAAACAGAAGGAUCUGGUGUACAAGCUGUCCAAGGAGGUCCGCCUGGCGAACAACUUCCUCUUUCUCGGUCGGGGAUUGAAUUUCCCCGUGGCGCUAGAGGGGGCGCUGAAGCUGAAAGAAAUCUCGUACAUCCACGCAGAGGGAUACCCCGCUGCGGAGAUGAAGCACGGACCAAUUGCGCUGAUCGACCAGUUUAUGCCGGUGGUAGUGAUUGCACCGAGGAAUGACCCAACGUACAGAUAGAUGCUUUUCUGUUUUGUCUUCUGGUUCUUUCAUCCAAAUCGAAUCACCGAGGCGGGACAACUUACGACUACGUGUACACCUAGCAAAGUGUCGGAAAUGAAGAAGAUUAUUCGUUUUGUGGAUCAUGUUCCGACUCGGACGGUCAAAAAUGCAACUUUCAGGUACAUCAAGGUGAAAGCCAACAUAGAAGAAGUGCACGCGCGAAACGGGUCACUGAUCAUUUUGACGGACGAAGGGAACGACGAACUGAACCAGUUUUCUGAGUACGUCAUCCAAAUCCCAACAAUAGACCAGUUAUUGCAGCCGAUUCUAAACGUCAUUCCAUUGCAGCUGAUGAGUUACUACAUUGCGAAAUUCCGGGGGUGCGAAAUCGAUCAGCCAAGAAACCUGGCAAAGAGUGUCACGGUGGAGUAA